AUGCCCAAAUCCGUCUUUCGGCCGUGCAUUGACCUUCAUGAUGGUGUGGUGAAGCAAAUCGUUGGCGGUACACUGUCAGAAACCGAUCAGACAUCUCUCAAAACCAACUUUGUGGCGAAUAAACCGCCCACCUACUAUGCAGAUCUCUAUAAACAGAAUGGCUUAGAGGGGGGCCAUGUAAUCAAGCUCGGUCCGAACAACGACGAGGCGGCAAAAGAAGCCUUAGCUGCGUGGCCAGGUGGCCUGCAGGUUGGAGGUGGUAUAACCGAGGAGAACGCCCAAGCAUGGCUGGACGCCGGGGCCAGCAAGGUCAUCGUUACGUCCUAUCUGUUCCCCCAAGCAAGGUUCUCGCUCCAAAGACUCAAGGUCAUAUCUCACGCUGUCGGAAAGGAGAAAUUGGUGGUCGAUGUCAGCUGUCGGAGGAGGGAACACGGAUGGUUCGUGGCCAUGAAUAAAUGGCAGGACAUCACCGAUAUGGAGGUUUGCAAAGAAUCCCUCGACAUCCUCUCGGAAUACUGCAGCGAGUUCUUGAUACACGCUGCCGAUGUAGAAGGUUUGUGUAAAGGUGUCGACCGCGAACUUGUUAAAAAACUGGGCGAGUGGGUCACAAUACCGACGACUUAUGCCGGAGGAGCAAAUUAUGUCGGGGAUCUCGAUCUUGUCGAACGACUAUCGGGCGGUAAAGUCGAUCUGACGUUUGGAAGCGCAUUGGACAUCUUUGGAGGAUCUUUGGUAAAGUUUGAUGAGUUAGUUCAGCGUAGUAAACAAUAG
This is a messenger RNA of Coniophora puteana RWD-64-598 SS2, 771 nucleotides long. Its product is annotated as Phosphoribosylformimino-5-aminoimidazole carboxamide ribotide isomerase. Gene Ontology annotation, biological process: L-tryptophan biosynthetic process; L-histidine biosynthetic process. Lineage: Eukaryota; Fungi; Basidiomycota; Agaricomycetes; Boletales; Coniophoraceae. Gene Ontology annotation, molecular function: 1-(5-phosphoribosyl)-5-[(5-phosphoribosylamino)methylideneamino]imidazole-4-carboxamide isomerase activity. Gene Ontology annotation, cellular component: cytoplasm. Bases 1 to 771 code for a protein of 256 amino acids. The transcript is spliced from 10 exons. The record is from RefSeq and is a predicted model, not a curated record.